This is a messenger RNA of Balearica regulorum gibbericeps (East African grey crowned-crane), 1557 nucleotides long. The record is from RefSeq and is a predicted model, not a curated record. NCBI's taxonomy places the organism in Eukaryota, Metazoa, Chordata, Aves, Gruiformes, Gruidae.
AUGCUGUUUCCUUUGGUAUUCUGUGCAGUUGUGCUAAUAGGGAGUAGUAAAGUUCAAGAUGAUGACUGGAUUGACCCCACGGAUAUGCUCAAUUACGAUGCAGCAUCAGGAACAAUGAGAAGACCUUACAAGGCAAACUAUCAUGACUCUGAGGAUAAGACUGUGGAUACAGUCAAUGCUGAAAUCUUAUCGAGUUGUUCCAGGGAAGUAGAUUCCUUGCAACAGAAGAUUGCAGAAUGUGAGAAGAGGAAUGCCAAAUCACAUGAAAGCCGUAGCUUUUAUAUUUUUAAGCGAUACUUGAAUAAGAUUUUAAAUGAAGCUAGAAAACUUGGCCUUCCUGAGGAAGAUGUGGGUGAUGUCCAUUACGAUGCUGAGAUCAUCCUUACAAAACAGACGUAUUCUGAGAUCCUCAGGUUUCUCAAUGAGGAAACUUGGCAAUCAGGCGCUGUGGAUGAUGCACUUAGUGAUAUUCUGAUCAAUUUUAAGCACCAUGAUUAUAAUGCUUGGCAUUGGAGAUUUGAAGACACUUUUGGAAUUGAUCUAUAUAAUAUGUUUCUGAUACUCUUGUGCUUAGUGUGCAUUGUAAUUGUAAUAGCUACAGAGCUCUGGACACAUAUCCAUUGGUUUGUUCAGCUAAAACGCAUUUUAUUAAUCAGUUUUCUCAUCAGUUUUGCAUGGAAUUGGCUUUACUUGUAUAAGCUGGCCUUUGCACAGCAUCAAGCAGAAAUUGCAAAAAUGGGGCAGUUUGAUAACAUCUGUGCUGAGAAGUUGGACUGGGGAGAAAGCCUUAUUGAGUGGCUGAGAAGUAAAUGGACGUUUCAGGACGAUCCCUGUCAGAAGUACUAUGAAACUCUACUAGUAAAUCCUGUUCUGCUGGUUCCACCAACAAAGGCAUUGGCAAUUACUUUCACCAACUUUGUAACUGAGCCUUUGAAGCACGUGGGACAAGGUAUUGGUGAAUUCAUCAAGGCCCUUAUGAAGGAGAUACCGUUCAUUCUGCAGGUUCCAGUGCUAAUUAUGAUGGCCCUGGCUGUCCUGGCUUUCUGCUAUGGGGCAGGAUCAUCGGUGUCUGUGUUAAGAUACCUAACAUCUUUUCAGAAGAAAAGUCUUCCUCCACCUCACAGUCAACAGGAGAAGAUAGACAUUGGGCAAUAUGAUGGGAGUAAAUCAGAUGGCUAUUAUCUGCAGAAGCUUCCUUACAUUUAUAGAGGACCUUACGACAGAGGAGAUGCUCCUAUGAGACCAGGAAAUGGCAGCACAAGUCCUGAUGCUGUGCACAGCAAUGAGCCAGACACGCAAGUAGAAGAGUCUCACAAACCAGAACCUGGUAAUAGAUUGCACACUGAGUCUGAAGUUUGUAGACUAGAAACUAUCACAGCUGAAAACCUUACUGAAGAACAUGCACUUAAGCAGCAGAAACAGGAGACAGACAAAGCAGAGCAAGAGACUGGAGAAAACUGUGACCCCAAUAAAAACCUAGAAGGGAAAAGUUCUGUGGUGGAACUGCGUGAAGAGAAGCCAGAGACCAACUCACGUGGCUCGCAGGAAGGAGACUAA